This is a messenger RNA of Caretta caretta (loggerhead turtle), 3066 nucleotides long. It is a transcript of the gene CDC50B, whose product is annotated as transmembrane protein 30B. The record is from RefSeq and is a predicted model, not a curated record. NCBI's taxonomy places the organism in Eukaryota, Metazoa, Chordata, Testudines, Cheloniidae. Gene Ontology annotation, biological process: phospholipid translocation. Gene Ontology annotation, cellular component: Golgi apparatus; plasma membrane; endoplasmic reticulum.
CGGGCCGGGCCGGAGGCGCGCCCCAGCGGAGCCCGGGCACCAUGGCGGCCGCCGCCGCCGCCUCGCCCUGCGCGGAGCCGGCCGGCCGCAACAAGCCGGACAACACGGCCUUCACGCAGCAGCGCCUGCCGGCCUGGCAGCCGCUGCUGUCGGCGGGCACCGCGCUGCCGCUCUUCUUCUGCGUGGGCCUGGCCUGCCUGGCGCUGGGGCUGGGGCUGCACUUCUCCUCGGGCACCAUCCGCGAGCUGGAGCUCGACUACACCGGGGCGCCGGGCAGCGGCCACGGCUGCUCCCGCUGCGCCAACGCCAGCCGGGCGGCCGGGGCCGAGGCCUGCACCUGCUCGCUGCGCUUCGAGCUGCCCGAGCGCUUCCCGGGGCCCGUGUGCCUCUACUACGAGCUCUCCAACUACUACCAGAACCACCGGCGCUACAGCGUCUCCCGCGACAACCGGCAGCUCAGCGGGGACGCCGCGGGGCUCCGGAGCCCCGCCACGGAGUGCAGCCCCUUCCGAACGGACCCCCGGGGCCUCCCCAUCGCCCCCUGCGGGGCCAUCGCCAACAGCCGCUUCAACGACACCUUCGCCCUCUACCACCUGGCCAACGGCACCUUCCACCGCGUGCCCCUGGACAACCGAGGCAUCUCCUGGUGGACCGACUCCAACAUCAAGUUCAGCAACCCCGCCCUCCUCAAUGGCACCUUGGAGGCCACCUUCAAGGGCACAGCCAAGCCCCCCAACUGGCCCCAAGCUGCCUACCUGCUGGACUCCAACCCCAACAACACCGGCUUCAUCAACGAGGACUUCAUCGUGUGGAUGCGCAUCGCUGCCCUGCCUACCUUCCGCAAGCUCUACCGCCGCGUGCGUGAGGGCAACUUCUCCUCUGGCCUGCCCCAGGGCACCUACUGCCUCAACAUCACCUACAACUACCCUGUCCUCUCCUUCCAGGGCACCAAGAAGGUCAUCUUCAGCACUGUUUCCUGGAUGGGGGGCAAGAACCCCUUCCUGGGCAUUGUCUACCUGGUCUUUGGCUCCGCCUGCAUCCUCACUGGCUUUGUCAUGCUGGCUGUGCAUAUCAAGUUCCAGCAACAAAACCAGAUGGAUGUGGAAUAGAGAGAUGGAGUCCAAAUGCCCCCAAACUUUGGAGGAAGUUGUGCUUCAGAUCCAAACUUUUCUCCUAGCAUCCAGGCCUCAUCCUUCUCUUUCACUGUUAUAAUUCUGAUCUCAGUGGGUUUACUGUCAACUCUCACCACUGUAAGUGGGAGCAGAAUUGGGCCUUCCGUGUCUGUAAUGGGCUGAAUGAAACCUCCUUCUCCUUGCCACAAAACUGGUUCAAACUCUACAGCUCCAACUUAUUCAGACUGAGUGAUAAGAGCAUCACUUGGUGUAUAUCUGUGCACCUAAAGGAUCACUGUCAGAUUUUCUUUUUGCCUAACACAAUUACCAAUGUUUCUAAUGACACCAUAGACUUUUUUCUUUUUAGGAGUGGAAGAAUUUCAACCUGUUUUUCAUCCUACACUCUUUUCCUCUGUCUGGGUUUAACUUCUGUUUUUCUAACCUUUUUCUACCAAUGAAAGUGAAGCUUGCUAGUCUGUUUAUUUAUAGAUUCUAGUCAAUUGCAUAUUCAGGUUACCAUGCAUUAGCACAAUGACCUGCUGUUUGGAUUGCAAACUUUACAGUGGAUUGUCUUUAAAAUCUAAUCAUAUCAUUUAAUAAUCUUAACGUUUCCAGUAGAUCUGACAGGAUUUUUACAGGACCUGUAUUUGAGGCCUAAGUUAUUGGUGCCUUUUUCUUUAAAGUAGUAAAAGGGGCAUUUGGCAGUGUCUUAGAAAGACCAAAGAUCAGCAAGAGACCUUUUUCACAGUGGUGAGCGCUACCAUAUUGCUUGAGCCCAAGGUGUAAAACACUCCCAUAAAGAAGCAUCACUCUGCUGGUGGUUGAUAAUCCAAUUGUCAACUGUUUUAAUUUUAAAAAUACUUUUUUUCUUUAAAUUUUUGAAGAGUAGGAAUGUAUAGUAGUCCUCAGUGAAAUGGAAAAAAUUGAACUGGAGCUGUCCAAAAGGAUAAACUUUAAGCUUGAUAUUAAUCCUUAGUGAGAGACUAUCUUGUGAGAUACCAGCUGGGUAAGUGGUAACAGUGAUCCAAAACUAUUUUUCUUCCCUCUUUCCUUCCUCUCACUUGAGGUCUUGCUAGUAGAUGCAGAGUGACUUUACCUAUAAGCAUCUUCUGAACAAAAUUGACUAGUGGUGGUGGAGUCCACUUAUGGCAAAAGGCUCCUUUCUUUCUCUGCUGUAGAUUUAUCUUCCAUUGAAAAGGGUAGAAGGAUCUUUCCUCGUCCAUAUGUUCUUUUUCUAAAAGAUAUUGCUAAGAAUGGCAUUAAAUAACUUUGAGACAAGAAACACUUAUAUGGUAAUGAAAAUUGGUCAUCCAACUUGCUUAUCUAAAAUAAAUAACUUAAUAAUCUUUUCAACCAAAACAUACCCAAUCAUGUGUUCAAAAACAGUGACCCCAGCUAGGAGACUAGUCUGGGUUCUCAAAUAUGUAUUUUCUUGAAUGUUUAUAUUUUGUUUCUGUCCUUUGCUGUUUUUUUCCCCUCUUAAAGAGUUGAGUUGACAACAAGUUAAAGUGACGGUACCUUGGGAACCAUCACUUGAUAGUGGCUGCUUAUGAGAGGUACUCUGGUUAGCCCUGAUUAGGAUUCCAUAUUAGAUGUCUGAAUGUCUGUGGCAUGUAGAUGAUCUUUAAUUCACAAUGUAACUGCUCCCCUUGUCACAUCUAUGUAUAUUUGAAGUCUUUGGGCAAGUGUGGAACCUCUUUUUAAUUUUUCAAGUUGGGUGAUUCUUACUGCAGAAAAGUUUCUUCAAACUGAAUUAUAAAUGCAGGCUUAUUACGACUUCAGAAGCAGUGUCUUUUAUACCAGUGCUGUGAACUGCAUGUCAGUUGAAACUUGAAAAGUUAUGUAAAGACUUAACCAAAUUGCUUUUAGUUCUUUGAAAAUGCUUUGAAGUACACGAGUAAUUGUCUGUCUGAGAAAUGACUUCGCAUAUUAAAUGACCUUUUUUUCAAGUUCA